This is a messenger RNA of Microsporum canis CBS 113480, 1662 nucleotides long. Its product is annotated as viral protein TPX. The transcript has 3 exons. The record is from RefSeq and is a predicted model, not a curated record. Lineage: Eukaryota; Fungi; Ascomycota; Eurotiomycetes; Onygenales; Arthrodermataceae. Bases 1 to 1662 code for a protein of 553 amino acids.
AUGAAGACGUUUCUUGUCUGGUUGCCAUUGGCGUCUGCCGUCUUUGGCGCCGCCAUCAAGCGCAAUGAAUUUGAAGGGGCUCCCGGCGGCAACAUGCCUGUUCAGGGAAACUGGCCAGGCGAGCCAGGUUGGCCAGGUUGGCCAGAGACUACGCCAUGCGAGACCGAGACUCCAAUCCCAACGGAGACUACGCCAUGCGAGACUAGCGAGACUCCAGUUCCAACCUGCUCUACUUGCACUGAGACUACUGGCACCGGCUAUCCGACUCAGACCACCGAGACCACGCCUUGCGAGACUAGCGAGACUCCAGUUCCAACCUGCUCUACUUGCACUGAGACUACUGGCACCGGCUACCCGACUCAGACCACCGAGACCACGCCUUGCGAGACCAGCGAGACUCCCGUUCCAACAGAGACUACUGGUACCGGCUACCCAACUCAGACCACCGAGACCACGCCUUGCGAGACUAGCGAGACUCCAGUUCCAACCUGCUCUACUUGCACUGAGACUACUGGAACCGGCUACCCAACUCAAACCACCGAGACCACGCCAUGCGAGACCAGCGAGACUCCAGCUCCAACAGAGACUACUGGCACCGGCUACCCGACUCAGAGCACUGAGACCACGCCUUGUGAGACCAGCGAGACUCCAGCUCCAACAGAGACUACUGGCACCGGCUACCCGACUCAGAGCACUGAGACCACGCCUUGUGAGACCAGCGAGACUCCCGUUCCAACAGAGACUACUGGUACCGGCUACCCGACUCAGAGCACUGAGACCACGCCUUGUGAGACCAGCGAGACUCCCGUUCCAACAGAGACUACUGGUACCGGCUACCCAACUCAGACCACCGAGACCAGCGAGACUCCAGUUCCAACCUCAAGCGUACCCUGCUCUACCUCCACUAUGACUAUCACGGAGACUUACACCAGCACCACCUGCCCAGAGACCACAAUGACCCAAACCAGCGGAUCCGAGACUCUUACCGUUACCAGCACCGAGACUCAGACUUUGACUUUCACUACCAUUACUACGUCUGAGACUGUGAUUACGCUUACCCCAACUGGUACUCCUCCACCAGAGAGCCCAUCAACAGAGAACCCCCCAUACCCAACUGGCACUGGUAUCCCAUCGCCACCACCGGGACCUACCGUUGUUCCCCCACCAGAAACUACUGUUGUGCCCCCGCCAGAAGAGUCUACUGUUGUGCCCCCGCCAGAAGAGUCUACUGUUGUUCCCCCACCAGAAACUACUGUUGUGCCCCCACCAGAAGAGUCUACUGUUCCACCAUCUUACCCGUCACAAUCCUCAGAGACUCCAAUCCCAUCGGAAACUACAGGCACUGUUAAUCCAACUGAAUCCGUUCCUCAGCAGCCAUCUGAAAGCCAGCCACCAAGCUACCCAUCCCCGCCCCCAGAGACUACGGAGACUGCUGAACCAACUCCAUCACUUCCCCCAUCCUACCCAUCCCCAACUGGGACCGGUGCUCCUCCUUCACCACCAUCGGAAAGCUCCCCAGGUGGCACCUACCCUACUGAGCAGCCCAGCCCAACCAGCCCAACUCCAGUUUCACCUCCAACAUACACUGGUAUGGCUAGCCGUACCAAGAACACUGGACUCGCUGCUCUGAUGGCUAUUGGAGUUGCUAUGAUACUGGCAUGA